CAUGAAUACUCACACAUAUAUAUUUAUUUCUUAAUUCGUGAUAGGUACCUCCAUAGUUAUCAUUGAAAAAAUUUGGUUCAGUCGUACAGACCCAACAAAACAGAAAUUUAUUUAACAAGUAAAUACAUUGUUUUGUGAAUUGAAUCCUUUACGUUUCGAAUAAUAAGUGUUAAAAUGAUCUUCGGAAAAUUGUUUUCGAAUUACUUAUUUAAACAAAAUGUUAUUUCUUCCAAAUUAUAUGUAUCAGGUUUGACAAAAAAUUUCAGUAUGACAACUAAAUCAAUUGAAUUAAGUAAAUUUAGAAGGAAAAAUAAUAAUACAGAUAUUGGAUGGAUUUUGCUAGUAAUACCGAUCUCUGCACUUGGAUUGGGUACAUGGCAAGUAAAGCGAAAAUAUUGGAAAGAAAAUCUUAUUGAAGAACUUAAAACUCAAACUCAAUAUCCUGCAAUAAAUUUUCCAGAAAACGAAGAUGAACUUAAAAAUCUUGAAUAUCGUAGAGUUAGAGUUGUUGGUGAAUUUGAUCAUUCAAAGGAGUUAUAUCUAGGUCCUAGGUCCUGUAUAUCUAAUGGUGGAUCUGACAGUGGUAAUGGAUUGUUUUCUACAUCUGGAUCUACAACAAGUGGUUAUUAUGUCAUUACACCAUUUAAACUAUCUGAUAGACCUUUAACAAUUUUAGUGAAUCGUGGUUGGGUAUCCAUGAAAAAUAAAGAUCCUGCAUCACGAAUAUCUGGUCAAGUUGUCGGUGAAAUUGAAUUAGAUGGUAUUGUUCGUCUAACAGAACCUAGGCCACAAUUUGUAUCUAAAAAUGUGGCAAACUCUCAAUUCUGGUCUUAUAGAGAUUUAGACGCAAUGUCCAAAUUAGUUAAUAGUGAACCUAUUUUGAUUGAUGCUGUUGCUGAAUCUAGUAUUCCUGGUGGACCAAUUGGAGGCCAAACAAAUAUUUCCAUAAGAAAUGAACAUGUAUCAUACAUCAUUACUUGGUAUGGUUUAGCCAUUGCAACUGGAUAUAUGUGGUACAAUAAAUAUUCACAUGGACUAAAGUCAAUUAUCAAAUGAACAAUAUUCAUCCAACAAGAAUUUUGUUCCAAUUCAAGAUAUAUAUAUAUGUAAAAAAUACUUUAUAUUGAUCAACCAUUGAA
Molecule: messenger RNA, 1139 nt
Organism: Sipha flava (yellow sugarcane aphid)
Lineage: Eukaryota; Metazoa; Arthropoda; Insecta; Hemiptera; Aphididae
Gene: Surf1
Product: surfeit locus protein 1
Exons: 7
Coding region: 175-1056 (293 amino acids)
Biological process (GO): mitochondrial respiratory chain complex IV assembly
Cellular component (GO): membrane; mitochondrion
Source: RefSeq, a predicted model, not a curated record